AUGGCCUACAGUCAAGGAGUCUGCUAUUACUAUGAUGGUGAUAUUGGAAAUUAUUAUUAUGGACAGGGUCAUCCCAUGAAACCUCAUAAGAUCCACAUGACCCAUAACUUGCUGCUAAAUUACGGCUUAUAUAGAAAAAUGGAAAUGGAAAUAUAUAGGCCCCAUAAAGCCACUGCUGAAGAAAUGACAAAAUACCACAGUGAUGAGUACAUCAAAUUUCUACGUUCAAUAAGACCAGAUAACAUGUCUGAGUAUAGUAAGCAGAUGCCGAGACUUAAUGUUGGAGAGGACUGUCCAGUGUUUGAUGGACUUUUUGCGUUUUGUCAGCUUUCAACUGGUGGCUCAGUUGCUGGUGCUAUGAAGUUAAACUGA
Rangifer tarandus platyrhynchus (Svalbard reindeer) is the source of this 372-nucleotide messenger RNA. The record is from the annotation of a GenBank genome assembly. Lineage: Eukaryota; Metazoa; Chordata; Mammalia; Artiodactyla; Cervidae.